Capsicum annuum is the source of this 1685-nucleotide messenger RNA. RefSeq names its product cytochrome P450 CYP72A219. The record is from RefSeq and is a predicted model, not a curated record. Gene Ontology annotation, molecular function: oxidoreductase activity, acting on paired donors, with incorporation or reduction of molecular oxygen; monooxygenase activity; iron ion binding. NCBI's taxonomy places the organism in Eukaryota, Viridiplantae, Streptophyta, Magnoliopsida, Solanales, Solanaceae. Bases 44 to 1603 code for a protein of 519 amino acids. The transcript is spliced from 5 exons.
AUAUAUAGGGAGUUAGGGGGACAGAAAUUUAACUCAAAACAAAAUGGACACAAUGCAAAUGAUAGUUUCAGUAUGUUGUGCUGCCAUAGCAGUUACUUUGUUUGUGUGUCUAUGGAGAGUGUUGAAUUGGGUUUGGUUCAGACCAAAAAAGUUGGAGAAAUUGUUGAGGAAACAAGGUUUGAAGGGGAAUUCAUACAGAAUAUUGUUUGGAGACAUGAAAGAUUCUUCUAGGAUGUUUAAGGAAGCUACCGCAAAGCCUAUGAAUCUGUUUGAUGAUGAUGUAGCCCCAAGGAUAUUGCCUUUCAUUCUUGAAACCAUCAAGAAAUAUGGGAAAAAUUCGUUUGUAUGGAUGGGUCCAAAUCCACAAGUAUUAAUCAUGGACCCUGAGCUUAUAAAGGAAGUACUCUCGAAAAACUACUUGUAUCAAAAGCCUCGUGGAAAUCCAUUUUUAGCGUUGUUGGUACAAGGACUGGUAAGUUUUGAGGAAGACAAAUGGGCCAAACACAGAAAAAUCAUCAAUCCCGCUUUCCAUCUAGAGAAGCUAAAGCAUAUGCUUCCAGCUUUUUACUUGAGCUGUAGUGAGAUGCUGAGCAAAUGGGAAGACGUCGUUCCAGUUGGAGGCUCUCAUGAGAUAGAUAUAUGGCCUGACCUGCAACAAUUGAGUUGUGAUGUGAUCUCUCGGACAGCUUUUGGAAGUAGUUAUGAAGAAGGUAGAAAGAUUUUUGAACUUCAAAAGGAACAAGCUCAGCAUCUUAUCAAAGCUUCACUAUCUGUUUAUAUCCCUGGAUGGAGAUUUUUGCCAACAAAGAGGAACAAAAGAAUGAAGGAAAUAAAAAAGAAUGUUCGGUCCUCAAUUCGAGGUAUUAUUGAUAAAAGAUUGAAGGCAAUGGAAGCAGGGGAGGCUGACAAUAAGGAUCUAUUAGGCAUAUUGCUUGAAUCAAAUUUUAAAGAAAUUGAACAACAUGGGAACAAGAAGUUUGGAAUGACCAUUGAAGAAGUCAUUGAAGAAUGCAAGCUAUUCUAUUUUGCUGGCGCAGAAACAACAUCAGUGCUACUCAUAUGGACUCUGGUUCUGUUGAGCAGAUAUCAAGAUUGGCAGGCACGGGCCAGAGAAGAAGUCUUGCAAGUGUUUGAGAGUCAAAAACCAGAUUUUGAUGGAUUGAAUCGUCUAAAAGUUGUCACGAUGAUCUUGUACGAAUCAUUACGACUAUAUCCCCCAGCAACAUCGAUUAUCCGGCGGGCUAAUAAAGACAUUGUAUUAGGAGAAGUAUCUAUACCAGCUGAUGUACUAAUCUCAUUGCCAGUGAUCAUAUUGCAACAUGAUAAAGAGAUAUGGGGUGAAGAUGCAAACAAGUUCAAUCCAGAGAGAUUUAGAGAAGGAAUAUCAAGUGCAACAAAAGGUCAAGUAACAUAUUUUCCAUUUGCUUGGGGUCCUAGAAUAUGCAUUGGACAAAAUUUUGCCAUGUUAGAGGCAAAGAUGGCUGUGUCUAUGAUCCUACAAAGCUUCUCUUUCGAAUUGUCUCCAUCCUACACACAUGCUCCUCAAUCCAUAAUAACCAUGCAGCCUCAGUUUGGUUGCCCACUUAUUUUCCACAAACUGUAACUUUUUGCUUGAACCUUGGUAUUUGUAUCAGGAAAUACAUCAACUUUGUAUGUCUUUUAACGCAGUUUAUUAUUCGUUGCAA